CAAGCUACAACAUCAACCACUGCCAUCAUAUGACAAUCAUAUAUACCAAUACUAGCUAGUAGCUAGAGAGUAGAGAACAUGGAGGGCAAAGGUUUCACGGAAGAGCAAGAAGCUCUGGUGGUGAAAUCAUGGAACGAAAUGAAGAAGAAUUCUCAAGAACUCGGUCUUAAAUUUUUCAAGAAAAUAUUGGAGAUUGCUCCAGCAGCUCAGCAAUUGUUCUCAUUCUUGAAGGAUUCAACUGUUCCUUUGGAGGAAAACCCCAAGCUCAAGCCCCAUGCCAUGGCUGUCUUUGUCAUGACGUGUGAAUCAGCUGUUCAACUGAGGAAAGCUGGUAAAGUCACUGUGAGGGAAUCAAACUUGAAAAGAUUAGGUGCUACUCAUUUUAAAGCCGGUGUAGCAGCUGAGCAUUUCGAGGUAACAAAGUUGGCACUAUUGGAGACCAUAAAAGAAGCAGUGCCUGAAAUGUGGUCACCAGCCAUGAAGAAUGCAUGGGAAGAAGCUCAUGAUCAGCUGGCCGAAGCCAUCAAAUCUGAAAUGAAGCCCUCUGAUUAGACUCUAGUAGUUGCUUUCUCUCAAAUUGAAUAAGAUUGAUAGGGUGGUGGUGUUUGGGUCUGUGCUUCUCGUUUGUAUGAAUUUUAAUAAUGUAUCUAUGUUGCUAUUGGGGUUGCUAUGUCGGAAAGUGUUCACAUUUUAACAAUUCAGUUAUUGAAGGUGAUGUGAAUUGUAAGGAAAGGGAAAAUGAUAAAUGCAUGGAUGGUAUGAAUUGUUACAAUUUUAUUCUGUGUCUUUA
Messenger RNA from Glycine soja, 790 nucleotides. Its product is annotated as non-symbiotic hemoglobin 1-like. NCBI's taxonomy places the organism in Eukaryota, Viridiplantae, Streptophyta, Magnoliopsida, Fabales, Fabaceae. Bases 79 to 552 code for a protein of 157 amino acids. The transcript is spliced from 4 exons. The record is from RefSeq and is a predicted model, not a curated record. Gene Ontology annotation, molecular function: oxygen binding; heme binding.